Messenger RNA from Symbiodinium sp. CCMP2592, 1347 nucleotides. Lineage: Eukaryota; Dinophyceae; Suessiales; Symbiodiniaceae. The record is from the annotation of a GenBank genome assembly.
AUGUCCGAAGUUCAGAAUGCGGGGUCGUUGCUCUCUGGCUUGCAGCAAGCCUGCAUGAUCGCGGCCUCCUUCCUCGUGCAGGUGGUUGUCAUGGGACUCUUCUACUCCUAUGGCACGCUCUUCGCUGCACUAAAGGCAGACACGGGCGAUGCAGCCAGCACCCUGGCACUUGUGGGAUCGAUUCGGGACUUCGUGUUCCAAUUAAGCACUGCGCCGGCUGGAUUCCUGGUCCAUCGUGUCGGCUUCGUGCGGAUGGCUGCCAUAGGGACAGCUUUGCUUCUCUUCGGCAUGCUUGCAGACAGCUACGCGCCCUCCAGCCGUUUCCUUUUCAUGAACUGUGGAUUGGUCGGUGCGGCCAUGGCCAUGGUCUUCACCGCAUCUAUGACGGUCCUCUAUGGUCAAGGCCAUAUCAACCCGAGCUUUCUGCCCGUGGCUGUAGGUCUGGCUUCGUCUGGCGGAGGUCUUGGAACUGUGGUGGUUAACCUGGGCCUCAAUCUACUGCUGGAUAGCUUCAGCUGGAGGGGCGCGCUUCGGAUUUGCUGCGGGGUGUUUGGCCUACUGCUGCUUGUUGCCCUGACGGCUCUCUGGUGCAGUCUUCGCCACCAAAAGCAGGCCAAAGAAUCUACCACCAACUGUCGAGAGUUGAGGAGCUACAGCGAUGUCCGAGACUUCUUACAGCCUUUCGGAGACUUGCAGUUCUUGCUACUCAACGCCGCUUUGUUUCUCUAUGGCAUCGGCUUCAUGGUGCCCUACACACACCUUGUGUACUUUGCUGAAACAGAGAGGGGCCUGGAUAUUUCAACAGAGCUAACUUCACUUCUUGGUAUAUCAGGUGCAGCUGCCCGUCUUUGCUUUGGCCUUUUCUCUGCCUUUGUGAGGCCUUCGAGGCUCUUCUUGGUCGUGCUGCUCGUGCAAGGAGCAUCGUUAAUUUGUCUGCCCUUCUGCGAAGAUGCCGCAGAAUUGAAGGCCUUCUCUGCCAUUUAUGGCUUCUCUGCUGGAGGCCGUGUUGUUCUGUUGUCGUUGGUCGUGAACGAGCUUUUCGACUCGCAGAGAGUAGCGCACCUCUUCGGACUUGCUGGCAUUCCGAUUGCAGUCGGCUCGCUUCUUGGCCCUCCCUUUGUCGGCAAGGUCUAUGACCUCAGUGGCCACUAUGCGGAAGCUUUUUCCGCGGUGGGGGGGAUCGUGCUCGUAGCGGUCCCUGUCUUUUGCCUUGCAGUCUUCUGUCGGCGAUCCAUCGAGAAGCCUUCGUCGGUUAUUGAAGAUCCGGCAAAGGCUGACCAUCGAGAUCAUGUGAGUCCGUCCUGCGAUGCAUCGCACGAAUUCCCGGGUGGAAGGUGCAAGCUUUAA